CCACCCUUGCCUUACUCUUCUGUGCGAGAUCUAUUACAUAGCUUCCAUAAACUGUCCAAAUAUUUAGAGAAAAUCCCGACAACAUGGCCCGAAAAAAGUUGAAAAACGCGUACAUUGUUCUGUUCGUAACCACGGUGGGGAUAAUGCUGGGCUGCAUGGCCCUGAUCGGGGUAUAUUCCGGCUACAAGCACGAGGUGGUCAAGUUCAAGACGAUGCUGGCCAGCAUGGUGGUGGUCCUGAUCUUCCAGUACCUGAUCGGGGAUCCGUUGAAGUUCGUGAUCCUCUCGAUGGACAGGGCCUUCUGGCCGCCAAAGAUAUACUUGCCGCGUCCCCUGGAGAAGGCCGACCACGAGGACUAUAACAGGCGGGAGUACCUGAAGAUGCGCCUCAACAUGGAGAGGGGGAAUCUGGUGAUAUCCUCACAGUACCGGAACUGGGCCCUCAACGAGCGCUACAAGCUGAUUGCCGCCGACUUGCUCAUCUACGGACAGUACUUCCUCUGCCUGAUGGCCCUGGUGAUGGUCACUAGGGAUGAGACCCUCUACCACAAUACCCGGAUCAUCUAUGAUCUCUUCCUGAACAAUCACACCGACUACUAUGGCCUCAAGGAGAUCUAUCACAUGAACCAGCUGUUCGACUUUAUCGAGUCCACCUUGGUGGCGGCCUUCAAUACGAACUCCAGCAUGGGCAUGGGUUGGGUCCAUGCCGAGCAAACGGUACUCAUGGGUGUGAUCCGGCUGCGGCAGGUGAGAGUGCUGGAUCCACGUCAUGGCUGGGAUGCGCCCCAGUACUCGGAGAUGUACUACAUGCCGGACUGGCAGCUACCGUACCGGAAACUCCACUAUGCCGAGAAGUACUGGAGGAUCUAUGAGCCCUGGAUCCCGGUUACCGUCAGUUUUGAGUUUAUUGAUGGACUCCUUAUGAACUUCAUGCACCAUGGCUAUCUCAAUAACUAUCCGGAACUCAUUGGAUACGUUAGUUUACUGGCCCGGAGUCAGGCGAAUAGCAUGAAGGUCCUCGAUUACCUUACGGAGUACAACUGGCUUACCUUGAACACCACGGCCGUCUUCAUAGACUUCACCCUGUACAACGUGGACGCGAAUCUCUUCAGCAUCUGUACUCUGCGCGUCGAGAAGACCCCCUUCGGUGGCACCCUGCCCCACGUGGAUGUGGUGAGCACGAAGCUGGUGGAGGAGGUGGAUCAGAUGCCCUACACUGGACUCUUUGCCUUGCUGGUCUAUAUCGUGGUGCUGAUCCAGUUCUCCCAGACGCUGUGCAUCAAGCUGUGGUACGAGCCGUAUCUGCUGAAGAUCAUCUGGAACAAACUGGAUCUGGGGAUAUUCCUGUUGAAUCUCCUGGUGGUGGUGUUGGUGGUGCUCCGUGAGGGUCUCGUCAAGGGCAUGAUGCAGCAGGUGGCCGGGGCCAGUAAGAUGGAGUUCAUCGACUUCCGGCGGCCCUCGCGGAUGCAUCAGUUGACCACGAUAACGGUGGGAUUCCUGAUCUGUAUCACGACCCUGCGACUGUGGCGGGUGCUGCAGUUCUCCAGUGUAUUCCAGCUCUUUACCCAGACCCUGUCCCUGGCCUGGGCCGCCGUGGCCAGCACCGCCAUGGUGAUAGUGGUCUUCCUAACCGGAUUCUGCUUCGCGGUGGUCACCAUCAAUGGGAACAAUAGCGGGAACUUCAACAACUUCAUCAAGAGCAUGGUGAUGUGCAUGUGCUUCACGUUCGGAUUCAGUAACCAGGUGAAGCCAUCGGAGCUCUUCCACGGCGGCGAAUUCCUCGGCAUCGUCCUGUACGGCAUCCUGGGCUUCGUCAUAGCCGUCCUCCUGAUCAACGUCUUCGUGUCCCUCAUCAAUGACUACUUCAGCACCGCCAAGGCGAUGCGGGAUUCGGGUGAACAGGAGCAGUGCAUCAACUUCGUUCAGUUCCUGCAUGUGGAGUUCCCGCGCAUGUUCACCGUCCUCCAGAACCUGCCCUUUUUCCGGAAGCACUACGUCCGCAAUAAUCGCACCGUGGCCGAGAAUAUCCGGCGUCGGCUGGACGAAAUGGACCGGAAACGUAACAUGGAUGAGAGGCAGCGGACGGGAUUCAGAAUUGUGGAGAAGGAAUCGGCCUAUAUACAGAAGACCAAGUACCUGGACAGGGGCGAGAAGAUGAUCAAAAUGGGCAAGAUCCUGAACACCCAGCUGGAGCUGCUGGCCCUGUUGCUCUUCGAACGGAGUUCCAAGGGGGAUAAGUACAAUGCGGAGAAGAGAGGGAGGGAGAGGGAUCAGUAUAAUGCGAAGAAGGAUCCUCCGCCAGACGAUAAUCUGCCCCAGGAACAGGAUAUUCGAAAGCGCCGGAAUAUCUUCAACUGGCGGAGGCGACAGAAGGAAAAGGACGAAGUCGACGUCUAAGUUUAGUUUUCAUUCAAAAAUCUUACUUUUAAUCGUAUCUGUUCAAUAAAAUUGAAUAAUGUUCAAUAAAUCCUAAUCCUAAGGGGGUUCUCAUUACUUCAAA
Drosophila ananassae is the source of this 2499-nucleotide messenger RNA. RefSeq names its product polycystic kidney disease 2-like 1 protein. The record is from RefSeq and is a predicted model, not a curated record. The transcript has 2 exons. Gene Ontology annotation, biological process: detection of mechanical stimulus. Bases 84 to 2396 code for a protein of 770 amino acids. Lineage: Eukaryota; Metazoa; Arthropoda; Insecta; Diptera; Drosophilidae. Gene Ontology annotation, molecular function: calcium ion binding; calcium channel activity. Gene Ontology annotation, cellular component: membrane.